This is a messenger RNA of Periophthalmus magnuspinnatus, 1123 nucleotides long. RefSeq names its product small ubiquitin-related modifier 2-like. Bases 123 to 413 code for a protein of 96 amino acids. The transcript has 4 exons. The record is from RefSeq and is a predicted model, not a curated record. Gene Ontology annotation, cellular component: nucleus. Lineage: Eukaryota; Metazoa; Chordata; Actinopteri; Gobiiformes; Gobiidae. Gene Ontology annotation, biological process: protein sumoylation. Gene Ontology annotation, molecular function: protein tag activity; ubiquitin-like protein ligase binding.
ACAUUUGAACAGUACAGUCCUACAGUACAGAGUCUGUGGGAAACGGACACUGGCUGCGGCGGCGCGCGGAGACUGUGCGCAUGCGCAUUAGUUGAACCACUACAGCAGCAGCUACAGGAGCCAUGGCAGAUGAAAAACCAAAGGAGGGUGUCAAGACAGAAAACAAUGAGCACAUCAACCUGAAAGUGGCAGGACAAGAUGGAUCCGUGGUGCAGUUCAAAAUCAAAAGGCACACUCCACUCAGCAAACUCAUGAAAGCUUACUGUGAACGACAGGGCUUGUCCAUUAGCCAAAUAAGGUUUCGAUUUGAUGGACAGCCGAUUAAUGAAACUGACACCCCUUCACAGCUUGAAAUGGAAGACGAAGACACAAUCGAUGUUUUCCAGCAGCAAACGGGAGGCUCUUUACACUGAAGACCAUUUCCUUCAAACAUUUUCUACCUCCCUCGCUCAUCCUCCAACCAUUUGUUCUCCUCAGCGUUUGACAUCUGGGAAUCUGCCAUGUCCUGACGCAGAGCUGCAACGACUGAUCAACCAACGUGACUAAUCCAUCUGUAAAACAUAAUCGCCAUAUUUUGAUAAGCGUAAAAACUAUCUGGACUAUACAGACUUUAAACAGACUCUAAACACGUACGAAAACACCUGUGAUAACCAGGGUAUUAUUAAUGAUUUAUUAUUAAUGGUUUUUCACUAAAAACGCACAACAUUAGUAAAUAUUCUCUAUUUAAAAGCCUUCAGUUGUAUUGCAACCUUUAUUUGGUCGAUAAUGAUUUUAAAAAGACCCAUUGUACAACAGAAAUAAUUAUACUAGCUGAUUUAUUUAACUAACUUGUCGUCUACUAAAAUAAUCAUCAGUUGCAGCUCUAGCGUGAACAGGCGACGUCUUUCUUUAGGCUGUUUUACACUUUUAAGAGCCCUAUUAUUUCAAAUUAUUGCUACAGUUUUAGCUGUUUAAAAAAAACAUUGUCCCAUUUGUAGGUCGCGAGAACACAUUUUGAACCUCAACAUAACAAAGAUCUGCGAGAAACGAUAAUAUUGAAGCUACUUAAUGCCACUGAUUUUAAGAUUAAAAUAAAGCAACCUAAUCCCAGGAAAUCCUUUUUAUAUAGACAGUUUCAUUAAAA